GAGCAAUGGCUCAUACCCCCGUAACCAAACAAAAUAUUCAAUGGUUCAUGGUCCCGUAAGGUUCAUGGAUGCUCACUUUGCGUGAAUAAGCUGCGAUGACACUACCCCUGUUGUCGUUGUUGGUGAUUUCAAUGUGGAUGUGUCGGUACUGUUGGAUCUCUUUGGACGAAGGUUCAUCCCAAGCGCUGCCACCAGUUGUUGGAUCUGGAGACGAUCCCAAAUGCUGUCCCCCAGAUAUUGGACCUUGCCGUUGGGUGCGGGAGUUGGCCGAGGUUGAGGAGGACGUCGGGAUGAAAAACUGGAGGUUUAUUUACAUUAUUUGCAGUGAGAGUACAAAGAAAUUAACAGUCAUAAAGUCAUUACGGGCCGGCAGCAACUCGGACGCCCCGGCCCGUGGCAAGAAGCUCGAAAGAGAUGAAUGAAGGAAUGCUCCCUUGCUGCUCCCGGUCUCUGGCUUUUAAGCCCUUCGGUGUCUCGAAGACACGUCACGUUCGGCCAAUCGGCGAGCCCGCUUAGGUGUCGUCAUUUUCGGCCAAUGGUAGGCGCCCGUACGAUUGUGUCGCACCCGGCGCACAGGGUCGCUCCUUGGGCCCCAAUUGUCCGAGCGCUUACUUCUCUCUGCGGUAUUGCCAUUCUGACUUGCAAGCGCCGUCACAAAGGCGGAUGGGGGCGACGUUUCAGUGCUACAAAGCAGCUUUGCUCGGGCCCUGCGUUACCUGGAACCGUGCCAGGCUCCCGCUACACUUUCGGGAACAGUCAAGCAGUGAAUAGCUCCACCUGCGGCGCACGAGGUGGGGGACGCCAACUCGUUUGCACGUGCCGCGCCUCGGGAACGGGGUAGAUGUGCUUCUGCGCUCCUUAAUUAGCUGUGACGCGAUUAGAUGUGGUCUGGUGAACUCGAAGUAGGCUCAGGAAAAGGUCCCGUAUCUAACAUUACCGAAAAGGGAGUGGUUUACGCGUUCCGUGUUGCAGGCAUAUCUCUUGCGAUGACACACCGAUCCUGCCCAACCGACCACCCAGCGGCGUACAUGCAUCGAUUUGACAUUAUCAAAGAAUGUGAUUGCAGUUGCGAGUGAAAUAAUGACCACCGAUCAAGACAAUAAAUUAAUGUGCGUACGUUUCGUCACGACGGCUACCCAUCAAUACAAUAAAUGAGUUCGUACCUUCGUUCCAAAUUAUGUGUUGCCUCCGUGUCGUGUGCUAAAUAGCUUCGCUGGUCAACCAGCUUCACAGAGUGGAAUGGCUCACGAUUUUUUUCUGCUACGGCCUGAUUCAGAGCCUAUACAACCCUGUAGUGGGUUGAGCCAUAACUCAGGCACCAAACCAGACCAAAACUUGACAGAACGACGACUGUGCGCACGCGCCACGAAAAGAACAAUGAAAGAAGAAGAAGAGAAGAAGGAGAAGAAGAAGAAGACAUGUUGUCCUUGAUGGUGGCUGCGUGCACCUUCUGCUCCGGGGCCUUUGCAGCCGUCGUAGCCUUCGUUCCGGCUGAGCACCCGGACUUGGACGAGCAGUGGCUUCUCAGUCCGGAAAACAUCUCGGUUCCGGACUUCCGGCUACGCGCCCUGCGUCCAGUGAGCGCCGACGGCCGCCCCCUGCUCUUCAGCUGCUCCGCGGCCACGACAAUCGAUGAGCCGGCGGCCGCCAACAUCUCCUGGGACGUGUCCACGGCCAACGAGAGCGGCGUGGUCUCUGUGGACUCGCGAACGGGUCUCUUCGGCGCCGUGGUGGUCGUGGACUCGCUGCUCGCCAUCGAGGCACCGCUGAGGGUUCGCACCGCAGGAGUCGCCUGCAGGAUCACUCUGGCCGAUGGACGGCAGGUAACGCUCAAGGAACGGGUGGUGACGGCGCAGACGUCCCUGGCGGCGGGCACCGUGGACCACUUGCGGCUGGCGGAAUACGGCGAGAUGGGGCGCGAGUGCGGCCGCGAGCGCUGCAAGAGUCACGGGGCAGUCUGCGAGUCUUCCUCUCUCGGACACUUGCUCUUGUGCGCCUGCCCGACCAACAUGUCCGUCUACGACCGCUUCUACGACAUCUGCCACCAGGGGCGAACCCUGCACGAGAAUUGCCUCUUCUCUGAGGCAUGCUCCUCAGCAGACCCUGAUUCUCGGUGCGUGAACGGCACGUGCAAGUGCUCCGAGGGCCUUCAGUCGGUGGGCCUGGGCCCCUGCCAACGGUGGGCCUCGUACGGCGAGCGUUGUGACCGCACCGUGGCCGGCUGCACGGGUCUGGGCGUUGUGUGCGGCCCCGACUCGGUGUGCGCCUGCGAACGGGGCCGCGUGCGCCUCAACGACUCGUGCGUCAUCCAACCGGAGCCGGAGAGCGACAGCGUCACCCGGCUCACUCCGCGCCAGAGGGUGGCGCUGAUUUCGUCGGUGCUGAUCACGCUCACGGGAGUACUGCUGGCGCUGGUCAGCCUGUGCAGCCACCUGUGCCAGCGGUGCACUGCCGAGGGAACCAGCGCCGACGACGUUGCCUCGUUCAAGGUGCCGGAGUGGGCCGAGGCGAACAGCUAUUACAUGUCCACGCGCUUCUGGGUCUCCGAGCAGCCGUACUUCUCGAUGGCCCACCGAGGAGUGAGGCGGCCGCCCAAGAUGUACUUCAACUGGUAGCAGCGUGUCCACUUCUGUUGGGCGCGCCGUUUACUCUGACGUGUCUGGGCCUAGGCACGAGGCUCGCUUUGACGCGCUUGCCGUUUUUGCCAAGUAAAACGUGAAUAAUA
This is a messenger RNA of Dermacentor andersoni, 2725 nucleotides long. RefSeq lists its product as uncharacterized. Lineage: Eukaryota; Metazoa; Arthropoda; Arachnida; Ixodida; Ixodidae. The record is from RefSeq and is a predicted model, not a curated record.